AUGGUCGAUGUGUCUAUAAUUAUGCCUAUGAGAAAUGCAUCACAAUGGUUACCAGACACAUUUAAAUCAUUGAUAGAACAAAAUUUUACUGGAACUAUGGAACUUUCUCUUUAUAAUGAUGGAAGCACGGAUAAUUCAAUUGAUAUCGUUCAUGAAUGGGAACCUUUAUUGACGCCCAUGUAUAAAAUUAUUAUAAAUGGACAUAAAGAGGAGAAGGCACGUGGUGCUGGAUAUUGUCGAAAUCGUGCAAUCGAUGCAAGUGCAGGACGUUUUUUAUGUUUAUUAGAUGCUGAUGAUAUUAUGUUGAAAGAUCGUAUAAGAUUACAAUAUGAAUUUGCAUGCAAUAAUGAAUCAACGUUAGGUUAA
Messenger RNA from Didymodactylos carnosus, 366 nucleotides. NCBI's taxonomy places the organism in Eukaryota, Metazoa, Rotifera, Eurotatoria, Philodinida, Philodinidae. The record is from the annotation of a GenBank genome assembly.